AUAUUAAGAAGACUACUUGUGAAGAGAAAUUUCCCUUGUUCACAAAGUGACAAAAAAAUCAAACACUUCGCUCCCACUGAUAAUGGGAAACAAACUGCAAAAACUAGGCAAAAAUCAAUCAGAACAAAACCAAGAACACAAAUUGCAAGUGACAGAAUUACCAGAUGAACCUCAAAAUUUCACCUGCGAAAUUUGUAUCGAGCCUAUGUUGUUAACCAACAGAAAAUUCAAGAACCAAAAUCUCUGUGUUCAUCCAUUCUGUACCGAUUGUAUCAUUAAGUAUAUUACCGUCAAGCUUGAGGACAACAUUGGCAACAUUCUAUGUCCUUCUCUGAAUUGUAACCAGCUUUUGGACCCCAUAUCGUGUCGAAAUCUUGUCGGCCCCGAGCUGUUUGUUAAAUGGUGCGACGUGUUAUGUGAAUCCGCUGUUUAGGGUUGGCUCAGUGUUACUGCCCAAAUCAGAAUUGUUCGGCUUUGAUUUUGGACGAGUGUGGUGGGAAUGCGAAACAUUCCAAGUGUCCAAAUUGCAAGAUGUUAUUUUGCUUUAAGUGCAAGCUUCCAUGGCACGCUUGGUUACGCUGUGGGGAAGUUAACGACGUCGCUUUUCGUGUGCUUGCUAAGCGUAAUAAGUGGAAGAGGUGUCCUCGGUGUCGCUACUUCGUUGAACGUAUUCAAGGUUGCAAAAUUGUCGGCUGUAGGUGUGGUGUCCUUUUCUGCUACAACUGCGGCAGACGAGUUAAUGGACACUCGUGUGAUUGUGUUUCUCCGUUCUUCAAAUUUACCAUGGAAUUUCUGGUUCCUUUUGUUAUUAUCCUAGUUUUGUUUUUCCUCAUGUGGAUC
Molecule: messenger RNA, 840 nt
Organism: Nicotiana tabacum (common tobacco)
Lineage: Eukaryota; Viridiplantae; Streptophyta; Magnoliopsida; Solanales; Solanaceae
Source: RefSeq, a predicted model, not a curated record